Messenger RNA from Paramecium tetraurelia, 894 nucleotides. RefSeq lists its product as uncharacterized. Gene Ontology annotation, molecular function: glycerophosphodiester phosphodiesterase activity. The transcript is spliced from 3 exons. Gene Ontology annotation, biological process: lipid metabolic process. Lineage: Eukaryota; Ciliophora; Oligohymenophorea; Peniculida; Parameciidae. The record is from RefSeq and is a predicted model, not a curated record.
AUGUAAUAUUACUAAAAGGUGAGACCUAUUAUAGCUGCUCAUCGAGGAUUGUCCAGUCUUUAUCCAGAAAAUACAUUAGAAGGAUUUAAAUCUGCACUUUAAUUUUCUGAUUUUAUCGAAUUAGACGUUGUCUUGAACAGAGAUAGACUUCCAAUUGUUUGUCAUGAUGCUUUUUUAAGUUUAGUUAAUGAUGUUAAAAAACACUAUAAAUUUGAAAAUAGAAAAAAAAUUAGAUUGGUGGAUUCUGAUUUCACUUUAGAAGAAUUAAAGGAAUUACGUUUAACUUAAUGCAUAAACAAUCGAAAAAGUGAAUACGAUGGACAUCUUAAAAUACCUUCAUUAAAAGAAACUGUUGAGUAUUUCUUAAAGUAUAAUCAAAAGAUUGACAAUAAAAAAGGAAUCCUAUUAGAAAUAAAAGACUAUGAUUAUCAUUAAUAAUACUGCAAUAUUAAUAUUGCUGAAAUUAUAUUUACAUUUUUGAAAGAAUAAGGUUUGAGUACACUGCGUGAAUGCAGUUAAAAACUACCUAUUGUUAUUAUGUCAUUUGAAAAGUAAAUACUAUAAUAUUUUAAUAAUAAUACAGAUCUCCCUUUAACAUAAUUAGUUUGUUUAGAAGAUAAAAAUAUUCCAACAAUAACUGAAAUUGCUCAAUAUGCUAAAAUAAUUGGUUUAGACUUAAGAUUGGUAUGGGAAAAUAAUUAAACUCAUUAAUAUUAUAAUGAGGCUAAGGAGAAUGGUUUAAUUAUAUAUGGAUGGACAUUUUAGGACGAUAGUGAUGAUCUUAAAAAACUGUUCAAUGAAUAAGAUGUAGGAAAAAUAUAUUAAAAAAGUAGUACCUUACUUUAGGGCAUUAUAACAGAAUUUCCUUAAGAAGCUGUAAAAUUCAUACUUUGA